AUGACAGAUACUAGUAAAGUAUUAUUUAUGGUUGGAGCCAGUUCUGGUUUUGGUUUAUCAAUUACCAAACUAUUCCUUGAGAAGGGAUUCCGUGUAGCUGCCACUGCUAGAUCCAAAGAACAAUUAAUCAAGGCCGUCGGAGAGACUGAUACCAACAAGUUCCUUGCCCUUGAAAACAACCUAAAGGAAGAUGAAGCUAUCAACAAGACUGUUCAAGACAUUGUAUCUCAUUUUGGUAGAAUCGACAUUGUCUUUUGUAAUGCUGGUUACGGUAUCUCUGGUGUCAAUGAAGAAGUAUCUGACCAAAACCUCCGUGACAUCUUUAACAUUAAUUUCUUUGCCUAUGCCUCUGUCCUCAGACAUGUCACCAAGUACCUCCAAAGUGGUGCCCACGUCUUCCUCCUCUCUUCCAUCGGUGGUUUCAAUCCAUUCCCAGGUAGCAUUGCUUACAACACAACUAAAUUUGCUGUUUGUGCUCUUGGUGAAAGUUAUGCUGCUGAAGUUAAAGCAUUUGGAAUUAAAGUAACCAAUUUAAAUAGUGGAGCAUUUGCAACAUCAUUUGGAUCAGGAAUGCAACCAGCUGCUAUCAACCUCCAAGAAAAGUACAAGGAUAUUUACCAAAAGGCUGGUGAGUUUUAUACUUCACUCAUCCUCAAGGAUGCUGGCAAGUUUUCCGAGUUGAUCCUAGAGUAUGUCAACAGCGAUAAGCCAGAAGCUCCACUCAACUUGUUUAUCGGUGCUGAUGCCAACCAAUUGGCUCACGAAAAGAUUGCUCAAUUACAAAAGGAUCUCAAGGAUAAUGAACAGUUUACCAUUGACAGAUUCUUGACCAAGUAA
This is a messenger RNA of Cavenderia fasciculata, 837 nucleotides long. RefSeq lists its product as uncharacterized. Gene Ontology annotation, molecular function: oxidoreductase activity. Bases 1 to 837 code for a protein of 278 amino acids. NCBI's taxonomy places the organism in Eukaryota, Evosea, Eumycetozoa, Acytosteliales, Cavenderiaceae. The transcript is spliced from 2 exons. The record is from RefSeq and is a predicted model, not a curated record.